AGUAAGGCCAAGAAAACUUCCGGUUGGAGCAGCGGGACUCAUUUGACGACCGAUUGAUUUUGAGUUUACGUUUUUUCAUUAGAAAUUGUCAGGUAAGUUAUUCUUUGCUUCUGUUGGAAUUUCGCUCCGGGAUGAUAAUUUAGUGAAGAAAGUCAUGAAAGUGAAUGGAGAAAAUAAAAACGCUUCAACAAACUUCGCCACAGCAAGGACAACAUUGAGAUAACGGCCAUGAUUUUCCUCUCGAAUACAAGUAACAAGUACAAACUCUGAAAUGUACAACGGUGAAAGUUAAACGUGAAUAUUGAUUGUCUGGAGUGCCAGACAGACAGUACCGGUACACGACCCGUUUUUUCUAACUUGGCACAACGAAAGAAAAAUAAAAAACUUGCACACAAAAUAGUUUGCCUCUUUUUGCAUAGUACUCAUACUGAGGACUCUGCUUUGGUGCAAGCAAAAUUCUGACAGGAUGAUCAAAACUGAAAUGUCUGUAAUGAGUAAAAAAUGGAUCCAUUUGCUAAAGAUUGCCAGUGGGAAAAUACACCCAAAGUUGGCGGUUUGUAGGCUGGCACAAGACGACUACUUGGCAUGAAUCCUUUUUGUCGCAGAGAAGCUAUAAAAAAUGGGACCCAACCCAUUCAAUUGACGACUGUAUGAAUUUGUCUUUGACGCCCCCCCCCAUCUCAUCCAGCAACAUGUCCGCCUCCGAGCCGGUCCCCAUGGGCCGGAAACGUGGCCUGCCCGCGUGCCCGAACCCGCUGUUCGUCAAGUGGCUCACCGAACUCCGCGACGAGGCGAAGGAGAAAGGCCUGAAGCUGCAGUACACUUACCAGAAGGCUAUCAGCUCUCUGAAUAAAUAUCCUCUUCCGCUUCGUGAUGCCAGAGAGGCCAAGAUCCUGCAGAAUUUUGGGGAUGGCAUAUGCAAGAUCCUCGACUCGAAGCUCCACCAACACUACAGAGAAUACGGUCAGGAAACGGCAGUUCGCGUGGGAGCGCCGCCGCCUGUCGGCUCAGAUGACGAGCGUCCGGUUUCCAGCCGGGAGAACACCGUUCAGGAUCAGAAAAGAGGAAGAGGAGUGGCGAAGAAAAGGAAGAGGGAAUACGCACCCCAGAAAGGAUCCGGCGGUUACGCCGUGCUGCUCGCUCUUUACAGACACUCGCAGACAGCGGGCAGUAAAGGGUUCAUGUUCAAGAUGGAGCUGCAGGCCCGAGCGCAGCAUCUCUGCCAGAAAUCUUUCACAGUGCCCGAGCUCGGCAGGAGGUCCGCGGCCUGGUCGGCGGUCGCCGCCCUGGUCAAGAGGAACCUGCUGCAGAAGACGCACUGUCCCGCACGGUCGGUCCUCAGCCUCUCCCGCCUUUGCUACAUGAACAAGACGCCUACAGAAAGAAGCUACUCUCUGACGGAGGAAGGCACGUCUUUGGCGAGGCGACUGGACGGGCCGGAGCUUGCGUCCAAAGCGCCUUUGGACCAAGACGACGAUGAAGACGAAGGUGCUCCUGCAGCCAUUGACCUCGCUGCGAGUGAGGAUGACGAGGAGGAGGACGGCGUACAACCGAGAUGCGAGGCGGCGAGCGGAGGACGCCUCCUCGCCGGCACCUUCGACAUCGUCCUCUGCGUGGACGUCAUCGAGACGUGCGGCGGCGGCCGCCCCUGCAAGCGGGAGCUGGUCAGAGAGCUGCAGAGGAGCCGGGUCAACUUCGACGUCAGGAAGCUCAACGUCGGGGACUUCCUGUGGGUGGCCCGGGAGAAGGUCACGCCUUCGUCAGGUCUCGCGCGAGAGCUGGUCCUCGAUUACAUCGUCGAAAGGAAGCGGAUGGACGACCUGUGCGGCAGCAUCAUCGACGGACGCUUCAGGGAGCAGAAGUUUCGCCUGAAGAGGUGCGGCCUGCGCAGGCCCAUCUACCUGGUGGAGGGAGGCGGGAAGGAGGCGGCCCACCUCAGCAUCCCCGAAAUGACCCUGCGGCAGGCCGUCGUCAACACGCAGGUGGCGGACGACUUCUUCGUCAAGCGGGUGCGGGACGUGAGGGAAUCGGCGGCCUACCUCGCCGCCAUGACCGCGCAGCUCGCCAAACUCUACCAGAAGCGCACGCUGGCGUGCCGCUCUCGCGAGCUGGACGGUGACCCCGACCGCAGUGACGUCGUGACCCCCUUCUGUUCCCUCGUGUCGUUCUCCGAGUUUAACUACGGCGCUGUCAAAAACAAGACAAAGCGGCGGCUGUCCUGGAGAGAUACAGCACCCCGCACAGUCUCCUGGCGGCGUACGCCAAGUGCAAAAGUGACGACGGGAAGGAGAAACUGCUGUCCAGCGUUCCAUACGGGAGGCUCAGCAGGUUGCUUUUUUGCCCUUGCACCUUGCUCAGUUAGCGAUGCUUACGGCGGCCUUUUUGGAAGAAUUAGCUAUCGAAUCUCAACCGCCACGGGGCUAAAUACGUUUCACUUUUCUUUUUCAAAGGAAUCUGGGUCCGGCUUUGAGCCGAACUCUCUCCCAGCUGUACUGCACCAACGGAGCGCUGUCUUAGCUCGUCUUCCAGGCUGACUAUGUCUUGCUGUCACCAUUUGCUUUUUGUCAUUUCAUUCUGCGCUUAUACAGGAAGUAGUCGAACAGAUCACGUGACCGCGCACUGUUGAAGUCGCUCAGCAGAAUGUCGCUGGAAACAAACACGACGAGCCGCCGUGAAGCUAACGGAGCAACUUAUUUCUACGGUUCUGAUCCCUAACCUGUGACAAAUUCCCUUUCUUAUAAAACAGGCGAACAAGGGGGAAAGUCGGGACUUGUUUUUGAACUUUUAAGUGCAAUUUCCUAAUCAAUGGUAGUUCUGUUAGUGUGGAAUUUCUUAAUGUAGUUCAUUUGAGCUGUAUUACUGUCAUUACUAGUAUUACUGGAUCAAGUUCCUCCUCAACUUGUUUUGGACAGAUUUCAUUGUUUUGCUUAAUAUCCCCGAGCAAGGAUUGUGUGUUCUCUUGGCUUCCCUUUUUUGUGUGCGCUAGUCUGUGCAGUGUCCCCCUUGACCGAUCCGUUCAGUCAAGUGCCAUGGGACACGAACCUCCUUGGUGAAUGACAUUCAGAAAAUGUAAAGUUGGAAGUACACGAGAAGGCGCUACUAAUACAUUGAUGCAUUUAAGUCUAAUAUGUAUGGUAAUUGUAUGUCUUUAUAAUGUACCUGAAAUAAGGUUCUUUUCCUAAGUGAAGGUUCUGGUUCAGAGAAAAGGUACUAGUGCCAAGAGAAGGUUUUAGUCUGAAGGUUUGCAUUUUGCAGUUGCAGUUUUUAUAUCUACCAAUGUGUACCACCAUUACUGUGACAAUAAAUAUGAAUAUGAAAUCAUUAAUUUGUGUAAAAACACAACUAGAUCCUGAAAAGGUAGCAGUGAUGUGGGUUUUCUGAAUUCAGAGCACUAACCUUUACAUUAAGUGAUUUGAGUCCGUUUUUAUAUUCAGUGAUGAAUAGACAAUUUAACGACUAAUUAUGGCAAUCACUGGAGCGGUUUCCCCAGUGCUUUCUAGUCUCAACAUUCUGACAAAAGUUGAUUAAGAAACUAACAACAAUCAGAGUAGUUACUUUGGCGGAAUUUAAUUUGGAAAUAAUACAGUACUGUAUUAUGCACACACGGGUAUUGUAGUAUUGCCCAAAAA
Messenger RNA from Phycodurus eques (leafy seadragon), 3629 nucleotides. It is a transcript of the gene mus81, whose product is annotated as MUS81 structure-specific endonuclease subunit. The record is from RefSeq and is a predicted model, not a curated record. The transcript has 14 exons. Gene Ontology annotation, molecular function: DNA binding; 3'-flap endonuclease activity; crossover junction DNA endonuclease activity. Gene Ontology annotation, cellular component: Holliday junction resolvase complex; nucleus. NCBI's taxonomy places the organism in Eukaryota, Metazoa, Chordata, Actinopteri, Syngnathiformes, Syngnathidae. Gene Ontology annotation, biological process: DNA catabolic process; mitotic intra-S DNA damage checkpoint signaling; resolution of meiotic recombination intermediates. Bases 651 to 2534 code for a protein of 627 amino acids.